Danio aesculapii is the source of this 2980-nucleotide messenger RNA. RefSeq lists its product as uncharacterized. NCBI's taxonomy places the organism in Eukaryota, Metazoa, Chordata, Actinopteri, Cypriniformes, Danionidae. Gene Ontology annotation, molecular function: NAD+ binding. The record is from RefSeq and is a predicted model, not a curated record. Bases 7 to 1119 code for a protein of 370 amino acids. The transcript is spliced from 6 exons.
AUUGUGAUGAGCAAGGCAAGGUUGAGCAGAGACCGAAGAGUGGCUCCAGUGGGGGUCUCUAGAGUCACCCGCAGCUCCAUGAUGAGCCCUCAGGACUGUGAGCGCAGCAGAGCUCCAGAUUCCGGCCUGCUGGACGAGCUCAGCCUCAUGAGUGUCAGUGAACAGCAGGCCUCAGCCGCACGGAAAGGCAGUAGUAAACCUGCUCUCUCCUCACCCUCUGGACGCUCUGUGUCACGCGGGACUCUGGAAACCAUCAGCAGGCUGAUAAAGCUCGGACGUGUGCGAAACAUUGUGGUGGUUGCUGGAGCAGGAAUCAGCACAGCCAGCGGGAUCCCAGACUUUAGGACUCCAGGAACGGGUCUCUAUGCAAACCUAGCAAAGUAUGACAUCCCUUACCCAGAGGCCGUCUUUAACAUUGACUACUUCUCUGACAACCCUCAUCCCUUCUUCUCACUGGCCAAAGAGCUUUAUCCUGGACAUCACCGGCCCAACUACGUCCACUACUUCAUCCGGAUACUACAUCAGAAAGGCCUGCUGCUCCGAAUGUACACCCAGAACAUCGACGGCCUCGAAAAACUUUGCGGUAUUCCUGAUGACAAACUUGUGGAGGCUCAUGGGAGUUUUGCCACCGCUGCCUGUCACCUCUGCUAUACUCCUUAUCCUGCAGAGGAAGCCAAGCAAGCUAUAAUGAAUGGGAGUGUUCCCAUCUGCACAUUCUGCGCCGGGGCCGUCAAACCUAAUGUUGUGUUCUUUGGAGAAGAUCUGCCGGAAAAAUACUUCCAACAUGCUGAAGAUUUCCCAAAAGCAGAUCUUCUCAUGAUCAUGGGCACUUCUUUAAAGAUUGAGCCCUUUGCCAGCCUGAUAAACACAGUGAAGUCCCCAGUUCCUCGUCUCCUGCUGAACCGUGAUGCAGUUGGGCCCUUUGAACGGAGGCCCCUGAGAAGAGCUGACUACAUGGAGCUGGGAGAUCUGUCCGAAUCUGUCCGCAAACUAGCAGAGAUCCUAGGGUGGCACACUGAGAUCCAGACCCUGAUGAACAGCAAUGAGAACAGCCUUUAUUCAUACAGCAGCAGCAGUGGUGAGAACAGUGGAGACUCUGAGACAGACAGCAUGCACUGAUAUCACUCUCAAAUCUCCUUGUGUAUGGAAAUUUAUUACUCUUUACAUCUGAAUGUUGUAUGUCUGUCUUUUCCUGAUCACAUGAGAACAGCCUUAUUUGGUCAAACGGUGAAACCUGGCCCCUCUGGUGGCAUUAUUUUAAACAGGAAAAGAAAUCAUUGUCUGCAUAGUGUUCGCUGCUUUUGACUGAACCCCUGUCGUCCAGUUCUUGCACUUGAGGCCGUCUGUAGGAAGACUGUACUGUAAUCUAAGCAGAAAACUGUAAGUAUGGCACAUCUGCACUUCCUGACAGAAAAAUAACGUGUCUGGGUGCUGCUGAGAAGACAAAAUGAACACAUGGCACUUACUUUAUUCAUUUAGGAAGGCUGAUUGUUUCUGGACUAGCCAAAAAUGAAUCAUGCUAAAAGCUACUUUUCCAUUUUACAAACCGUAUUUAGGAUUUGAGGGAAUAGUUGGUUGUGAGUGGGUGCAGAUAAGAGUUAAAAGGUGGUUCACUUUUAAUUUUUUAUUAUGAUAUACUUCAUGUUGUUUCAAACCAAGCGGAUAUUCCUUCAUUUUUGUAGCAGAAUCUUUUUUGUAAAUUGAUUAUAUAAUCCAAGGUAAAAAUCUUUAGGUAAAAAUUUGGCACUUCAAAAAGAAAUGUGUGAAUCCUUCUUAAGAGGGUUCUUACGCUGCUUCAUAAGAUUUUUAUUAAGCUUUUUAUUUGCAUAUGAAUAUUGAUCACCAAACGUAAACCAGUUCCGUUAUACCUGCCUGACACAAAAACAAGCCCCUUAAUGUUUCUUGUGGAGUCAAUAUAGAGCCUCAUUAGUUCUUGUUGAGCUUAAAUGUGCAGUGUGAUGCGAGAAUGAACCUCAUUGGUUCUUAAAGUGAUUAACCUAAAAGUAAAACUAAAUGUACUCGCUUUCAAGUGGUUCUAAACUUUUCUGAACGUCUUUCUUCUGCUGAAUACACACAUAUUCUGAAGGAAGAACUUUUACAUGCAUGGUAGGAACAAAUAAUGCUAUAGAAGUCGAUUGGCUGUCUUUUUCCCCAACAUCUUUGUAUUCAACAGAAGAAAGAAAUUCAAACCGGUUUGGAACAUGGAGGAUGAGUAAAUGACCAUGACGUAAUUGAAUAACUAUCCCCUUAAAAUCAAACAUGGCUCAACAUGCAAAUAAUGGCUCUCUUUGGUUUAAUUAACUUCAUUUGUGUUGUUCAAAAUCAAUUAGACUUUAGUUCAUCUUCACAACACAACACACAUUGACUGGUGUGUGAACUAACCUUUCAAAGGAUUAAUUCACCCAAACAUUCACAUUUUUAUUCUGUUAUUAUUACUCCACGUAAUCUCCUGAGACUUUGUCGUCUUCAGAACACAAAUUUAGAUAUUUUAGAUGGUCCAGGAGCUCUCUGACCCUCAGAGUCUAUAGACAUUCAGUCGAAAAACAUUGUCAGAACAUGUGACUUCAGUGAUUCAACUGUAAUCAAACGAAGCUCCAAGAGCAAUUUCUUAUGGCAAAAAAGAACUGUAAAUGACCACGUUUGCCUGUGUUCUGCAUCAGAUGAGGGUGUGCAUUUGCAAUACAGUGUUUGUGUUGAGCAGGUGACGCUAAAGGUAAUAUGUCUUACUGCCUGUAGAAAACGUGCAUCCUGAUAACCUGACGGAGAAGAGAAAACGUUGAACAGUUGUUUUUGCUCCUUUAUUUUUUGUGGUGGGUGUUCUUGGAGCAUCAUAUGAUCACAAUUGAGCGCCACUGAAGUCGUGUUCUGAAAAUGCUUUUGGUUUCUUUUCUGGAGUCUCAAGACCUAUUAUGGAGGAUGAGGGAGCUCUUGGAUUUCAUGUAAAAUGUCUGAAUUUGUGGAUCAACAUGAGGGUGAGGGA